This is a messenger RNA of Chlorella variabilis, 2883 nucleotides long. RefSeq lists its product as hypothetical. Lineage: Eukaryota; Viridiplantae; Chlorophyta; Trebouxiophyceae; Chlorellales; Chlorellaceae. The record is from RefSeq and is a predicted model, not a curated record. The transcript has 14 exons. The coding region runs from base 1 to 2883 and encodes 960 amino acids.
AUGCGGCAUGGCGUGGGUCGGGGAUUGGGCGCGGCGCUGGCCCUGGCGCUUGCAGCGCUGGCCGCCAGCACUUUUGCCGGUGCCGCCGCCGCUGCGCUUGAGACGCACACAGGCACGCUGCGGCUGUGGCGCGGCGACCAACACUUUCGUGAGGAGGCGGCGGUGGUGGCGGUGGAUGCCCCCACCCAGCUCUUCCUCUCGCUGGCCAGCCCGCGCAGCCUCAGGCCCCUGCCGCCCGGCUGGGGCGACGGCGCGGAGGUCGAGGUCGUGGGGCGCAGGAUAUCUGGGUCUGGUCUGAGCUGGGAGUUCCGUGCCGACAGCUUGUCGGUGGUCAAGGCAGCCCCGCCGCGGCGCGUGUUUGGUGGCGGCGGCGGCGGCGGCGGCGACAUCAGCGCGUCAGCCGCCGCGAAGCCGGGCCUGCGGGUGCUGUACCUGCGGGCCAGGUUCCCGCGGGACUGCGCCCUGGCCCCCGGCUCGGCGCGCCAGACCAAGGCGACGGUGCAGGUCGCCAGGAACAUCGUGCUCAACGCCUCGGCCACGCUGUCCGCCUGCUCCUUUGGCCGCACCUCGCUGAGCGGCGCGGCGCUGGUGGUGACGCCGCUGCUGCCCAUGACCUGCGCCAUGUCAACCAUGCUGGGCUGGGCCCACGUCAUGAAGCAGCGCGCCGCCAAGCAGCUGGGCCUGAAGCUGGCCAACUUCGACAUCUUCAACGCCGACUACCCCGACACCGCCACCCCCUCCACCCGCGACCCCUCCUGCGCCCUCAGCUACGGUUCCAGGGGCAACCUAGGCGGCAACACCAUCUACGACAAUUACCCCGCCUCCCAGCCCGCACACAUCUUCCUGCACGAGAUGCUGCACAACCUGGGCCUCAUCCACGCCAACUCCUGGGACGGGGCCGCGCUGCCCAAGCGCCGCGGCAAGGACAACUACGGCGACCCACUGAGCAUCAUGGGCUUGGCCUUCGCCCUGAGCUGCCCCAACUUUCCAAUGAUGGCCCAGCUGCUCCCCAAGGCCUUCAAGCCCACGCAGCUGGCUGCGCCGCGCAGCCUGGCGGCGGGCAGGUUCUACCGCUUCACCCUGGCACCCGACUGGGUCUGGCCCGAGUUCCGCAAUCGGCGGCACGCGACCCUUAAAAUCAACGUGGCCUCGCUGGUGGGGGCCAGCGGGAGCGGCAAGUCGGUGUGGAUCAGCUACUUCAUGUCUGAGAGCGGACCCAACAGGGGGGUGAACAGCACAGACGGCACGCGGGUGGUGGCUGUGCGAUACACGUACCAGGAUGCUGUGGAGACGUGGAACGUCGGCGAGCUCGGGGCAGGCGGCCUGCUGAUGCUGGGGCUGACGCCCGCCAACGCCAGCGCCGCCUGCGCCAACAGCAACGCCAACUGCGCGUCCUGGGCGGUGGCUGGCGAGUGCGGCAAGAACCCGGCAUACAUGCUGACAGAGUGCCGACUGGCGUGUGGGGUGUGCUCUGGGGCCACAGCCUGCGAAGACUCGAACAACAGCUGCGGCUUUUGGGCGGGGACUGGGGAGUGCCUCAAGAACCCUGACUACAUGCUCCAGCAGUGCAAGCUGAGCUGCCACGUGUGCGUGCCGUGCACAGACAGCCAGUGCGAGAGGAAGGAGACGGCAUACAUCCAGUCGCAUAGACAGAUGCUGGGUGCUGGAACCAUGUGGUGCAGCGCUGACCUCGGCGACGGCUUCGCGGCGGCAUGCACCGGCGAGCUUGAGGCCCCGCUGUCGCCGCUGCUCGGCCAGCUGUCGCAGCCAGCUGGCGACGUCCCCGGCUGCUGCCGGGCCGACAAGCUCCCGCUGGUUGCCAGCUGGAACUCCCAGGAGGAGGGAAGCUGCGAUGAGCUGGACUGGCUCUGCAACGCCCUGAUGGAGCCAGGUGCAGACCUCACCCCGGCCUCCCAGCCACCGCCGGCGGGCUGCGCCGACCCCGCCGUACCACCUCAUGUGUCCUUGGCGGCCAUGCAGCAGCAGCAGCAGCAGCAGCAGCAGCAGCCGGCCAUCUCCGCCGCACCCGUAGCGGCAGCAGCAGCAGCGCCGCCGGCUGCCGUGCAGCCCUCGCCGCCGCCGUUCCAGCCGCACCAGCUGCAGCAGCAGCUGUGGCAGAUCCAGGAGCAGCUCUCGCUGCUGACUCAGCAGGCUGCCCUUGCGGCCGCGGCAGCAUCAGGCGCCCUGCCCGCUGCCCCUGCAGCCGCCCUACCUCCUUGCUGGCACGAGCAGGCGCAGCAGCACAGCCAUCAGCUGCUGCCGGGCAGCCUGGACGCCGCCUUCGAGCUGUCCCUGCUGUUUGACGGCGCCGGGCCGGCAGCCAGCGGCGGCGGCGACACGGCGGCAACCGCCUCCGGCGGCUGCCCGGCGGCCGCCGCCCGCAGCGACCCCCACGGCGCAGCAGGCGCGGCCACGGCAGCGCCCAGCCAUGGCAGCUGGGGGGACAUCGUGCGCAUCGAUAGCUGCGGCCGCAGCGGCCCGCCGCCGAGGCAGGAGAAGCCCAAGCAGCGGCGGGGGCGCAAGUUCAGCGACGAUGAGCUGGCGGUGAUGGCGGCGCAGGACCCCAGCCGCUACAAGCGCAUCAUGGGCACGCGCAAGGCAAGUGGCGCCAGGGAAAACCACAGCCUGCAAACGCCUGGCCGCUCUGGGGUGUCUGUGGCCGCGCACCGCCAGCGCAAGCGGCAGCGGCUGCUGAGCCAGGCGCAGGAGCAGGCGCAGCAGCUGGAAGAGCAGCAGCAGACGCAGCCGUGCCAGCAGGCGCAGCAGUGCCAGCAGGCGGUUGCGGAGGAGCACCUCCUCGGGGUGGGAUCCAACCUGGAGCUGGGGCAGGGCUGGGAUUGGGGCUGGGAGGAAAGCGCCCUGCUCUCGGGGACCGCUGAGUGA